Molecule: messenger RNA, 5641 nt
Organism: Platichthys flesus (European flounder)
Lineage: Eukaryota; Metazoa; Chordata; Actinopteri; Pleuronectiformes; Pleuronectidae
Gene: ptk2aa
Product: protein tyrosine kinase 2aa
Exons: 34
Coding region: 299-3493 (1064 amino acids)
Biological process (GO): signal complex assembly; protein phosphorylation
Cellular component (GO): focal adhesion; cytoskeleton
Molecular function (GO): protein tyrosine kinase activity; ATP binding
Source: RefSeq, a predicted model, not a curated record
AGAUAGAGAGAGGGAGGAGAAGCAGGAACAGUCGACGGGAGAGAGGGUGAGAGGAGGCGGGGAUAGGGUGAGCCAGACGGGGCGAAGCGAAAAAACUCGGACCGUAACCAACCCCAGCCCCCGCGGCCCUUCUAACGGACUAUCCACCGACUGUUCGCCGCUUCCCGAGUCGCCAAAGUCGGCAGGAAGCUGCCCGGACGUCCCCCCUCCGCUGGAACAAGUCGACGAUAUUUCCAGGCUUGCCUACUACACAGAAUAUGACAGACACCUAGCAUCUGCUGUGUCGGCGAGGAAAACCAUGGCGACGGCCUACCUGGACCCCAACCUGAACCACGCCCUCCUCGGAGGCGCCAAGUCGCGGCUGAGCGCAGGGGUGUCAGACCGAACCAUUGCCGGCUCCGUGGACAGGGUUCUCAAAGUCUUCCACCACUUUGAGACCAACACUGAGAACAGCUGCUGGUCGUCCAAUAUCAGAUAUGGAGACGCAACUGAUGUCAGGGGAAUCAUCCAGAAAAUUGUGGACAUCCACAAAGUGCGCUGGACGUCUUGUUUCGGGCUGCACCUCAGCAACAGCCAAUCCAGAGACCAGGUGCACUGGCUCCACCCCGAUAUGGGCGUUUCCCAAGUUAGAGAGAAAUACGAACAGGCACGACCAAACGAGGAGUGGAGGUAUGAAUUAAGGAUCCGCUAUCUUCCGAAGGGCUUCGUGCAGCAGUUUACAGAAGACAAACCUACACUCAACUACUUCUACCACCAGGUGAAGAAUGACUACAUGACAGAGAUCGGGGAUCAGGUAGAACAAGAUGUGGCUCUCAAACUGGGCUGUCUAGAAAUCAGGAGGUUCUUCAAAGAGAUGAGAGGAAACGCCCUGGAUAAGAAAUCCAACUAUGAACUACUCGAGAAAGAUGUCGGUUUGAGGCGUUUUUUCCCCAAAGACCUGUUGGAUUCAGUCAAGGCUAAAACUCUGCGUAAGUUGAUCCAGCAGACCUUCAAGCAGGUGGCCAAUCUCAACGACGAACAGUGCAUCCUCAAGUUCUUGGAGAUUCUUGCGCCGGUCCACCGCUACGACAAAGAGUGCUUCAAAUGUGCCCUGGGUUCGAGCUGGGUGAUUCAGGUGGAGUUAGCCAUCGGGCCAGAGGAAGGGAUCAGCUACCUCACAGACAAGGGAUCCACGCCCACCCAUCUAGCAAACUUUAACCAGGUCCAGUCCAUCCAGUACUCGUCUAUGGAGGAGAAGGACAGGAAAGGCAUGUUACAGCUGAAUGUAGCUGGAGCGGCUGAGCCUCUCACAGUUACAACAGCAUCACUCACCAUGGCAGAGAACUUGGCAGACUUGAUUGAUGGCUACUGUCGACUCGUCUCCAUGGACACUCAUUCCUUCAUCGUCCGUUAUCAGAAAGAGGGAGAGAGAGCGCUUCCUUCCAUCCCAAAAGUGUCAAACAAUGAGAAGAAGUCGGAAGCGGUGAGGAGCGGAGUCAGAGCGAUCUCCGUCUCAGACCUAGUGACAUCGACGCCUCCUAAGCCAACCAAGGCGCGGCGUUUCCUCCUCCCCUUUGUCUUCUGUUCAGAUUCGCCGCACAACGAGACUGAUGACUAUGCAGAGAUAGUGGAUGAAGAGGACACGUACACCAUGCCCUCCACGCGGGACUAUGAGAUCCAGAGGGACAGGAUCGAGUUGGGUCGCUGUAUCGGAGAGGGUCAGUUUGGAGACGUGCACCAGGGAGUCUAUAACAGCUCGGACAACCCCGCUCUACCUGUGGCCAUUAAGACCUGUAAGAACUGUACCUCAGACAGCGUCAGAGAAAAGUUCCUACAAGAAGCAUUGACAAUGCGUCAGUUCGACCACCCGCACAUCGUCAAGCUAAUCGGAGUGAUCACAGAGAACCCGGUGUGGAUCAUCAUGGAGCUCUGUACGCUCGGAGAGUUGCGUUCAUUCCUUCAGGUGAGGAAGUACAGUCUGGACCUGGCCUCUCUCAUUCUGUUUGCCCACCAGCUCAGUACGGCGCUGGCCUAUCUGGAGAGCAAACGCUUCGUACACAGGGACAUUGCAGCUCGUAAUGUUUUGGUCUCCUCAGUCGACUGUGUGAUGCUCGGGGACUUUGGUCUGUCCCGGUACAUGGAGGACAGCUCUUACUACAAAGCUUCUAAAGGUAAACUUCCCAUCAAGUGGAUGGCACCUGAAUCCAUCAACUUCAGAAGAUUCACGUCUGCCAGUGAUGUCUGGAUGUUCGGCGUGUGCAUGUGGGAGAUCCUGAUGUACGGCAUCAAGCCCUUCCAGGGGGUGAAGAACAACGACGUGAUCGGCCGGAUCGAGAACGGGGAGCGGCUGGCCAUGCCUCCGCAGUGCCCCCCCACCCUCUACAGUUUGAUGACCAAGUGUUGGUCGUACGACCCGAGCAAGAGGCCGCGGUUCACAGAACUCAAAACUCAGCUCAACACCAUACUGGAGGAAGAGAAGCUUCAGCAAGAGGAGAGACUUCGAAUGGAGAUGAGGAGACAAGUCACCGUGUCCUGGGACUCGGGGGGGCCUGAUGAAGCUCCACCUAAACCCAGUCGACCAGGAUACCCCAGUCCUCGCUCCAGUGAAGGGUUUUUCACCAGCCCUCAACACAACCACUUUCCACCGUCAGCUCAUGGUGGUGUAGGAGGAGUAGGAGGCAGCUUCCCUCCUGCUGAUACCUGGAAUCAACACAGACCUGAACACACUGCACUGUGGAACCCCGGGAUGGAGGAGGGUGGAUGUGUCGGCCAUGUUCUGAUGGAGGAGAGGCUGAUGAUGCAGCAACAACAGAUGGAGGAUGACCAGCGGUGGCUGGAGCAGGAGGAGAGCUUCAUGAAGACAGAGUCCAGAAACAGCAGAGGAAGCAUCGACAGAGAGGACGGCACACUACAAGCACCGAGUGGAAGCCAACACAUCUACCAGCCUGUUGGGAAACCAGAACACGUAGCUCCUCCUAAGAAGCCGCCCCGCCCUGGUGCUCCUGGUCACCUUGGCAACCUGGCCAGUCUCUGCCCUGUGGACAGCUACAACGAGGGCGUCAAGUUGCAGCCUCAGGAGAUCAGUCCUCCCCCCACCGCCAACUUGGAUCGUUCCAACGACAAAGUGUAUGAGAAUGUGACGGGAUUGGUCAAAGCUGUGAUUGAGAUGUCCAACAGGAUUCAGCCUGCAGCCCCAGAGGAGUACGUGCCCAUGGUCAAGGAGGUGGGUCUGGCUCUGAGGACUCUGCUAGCGACGGUAGAUGAGACGAUCCCUGUGCUGCCACCCAGCACACACAGAGAGAUCGAAAUGGCUCAGAAGUUGUUGAAUUCCGAUCUGGCCGAGUUGAUAGCGAAGAUGAAGCUGGCCCAACAGUAUGUGAUGACGAGUUUGCAAAAGGACUACAAGAAACAGAUGCUAAUGGCGGCUCACGCCCUCGCAGUGGACGCCAAGAACCUCCUGGACGUCAUCGACCAAUCACGACUCAAGAUGAUCACCCAGACACGCCAACAUUAGCCCCCUGGGGAUCCAAUCAAGCCUGGUUGCUGAUGAUGAUGUUGCAGUGGCGACGGAAGAGAACUUUUAGAUGGAUAUCAGUGACGGACGGAUGAAAAAUAUCAACUGACUGAAACAAUCAUCUCCCUCUUACCUUCAUCACGUCGUUUCCCCCCCCCCCCCGGCAACACUCUAUUGUUCGAUAUUGUGUUGUUUUAUACUUUUUGUCGUAUUAUUUUUUUUUUGCUUUUGUAUCCAGAUAAACGCUCGUCUUUCUCAUCAAGUAUCUUGAGAACACCAGUAAAACUUUUUUAAACCGUUGAGUCAGGCAGAGGUUCCUUCUGCAGGACCGUAUGGAUGUUUGGGGGAAUUGGACGCACGUCAUAAACACAAAACUAACACUCUCCGCACCGGCAGGACGUAAUAACUGGAACUGAAGAGCCAGAACGACGAGGAUAAUGAAGACGAUUUCAUAAUGUUGUUGUUUAAACAUUCUUUUAUAUCACUAUUGAUUAUUACUUCUCUUCCCAGCCUGGACUCUCACAGUAAGUCGACAGCUACUUCAGCCUUCUCUAAACGUGUACGUGCACAAAUGGAUUUACACUACAGCUGCUCGUUGUGAUGUCAUGAUUUCAUCUCUUCUUUUUCUUUUUUUUUCUUUCAAUCUUCCUCCCUGAAUAUUUCUAUCUCAGGCAUCGAUUCAUAAAACAUGAAAUAUGAAAGGUGAAUUUGUGAAGAACAAACUAAAUGUCUUUUUAAUGGUUAAAGAACAUUUCGAAAAAACUGCCACAGGCCACUUUUUAAGUUAACUACUUAGUAAAUAUACAAAGAAACUAUAUUUUUUACACAUUUCUGAGGCGCGAGUGAAAAAGGGAGAUGGGUGAAGGGGGGGAGUGGAGUGGAGAGGUGGAGGAGGGGUUUUCUUUUAUUUUCAUGGAGGUGCUAAUUGUAUCAGUCGUCCUGUGCCAAAUUAACUGAUACCAACUCAAAAAAAGGAACAUUUCACUUACGAUACUCUGAAUGUUUGUCAGUGUGUAUUUGAGUCUUAGACUGAAAAUAAAGAUGGACGACAUGACAGCUUUCCAAAAGUGAAGCCAAAACACCUCGACCGCCCCCUGCUGGCUGGCUGUUGUAUAGUUUGAAAAUACUGCGUCCUCCAUGUGAGUCAAUGGGACAUGGACCAGAGUAAAAAGUCAAAGUCGAAUGGACAAGCUGGUGUAUCUUCAGGAUUUCGCUACCAUGACUGCUUCUAGACUCCAACUGAACAAGAUGGCAGCGAUUCGUGUUCGAGAUAUUUUGGCUUCACUUCUGAACAGCGGGAGGAAGUGAAGACUUCUCGUCCAUCUUCACAAACAGUCUGAUUUGAGCCUGAUGUGUCGUCGUGUCCGUCAUGUUUUUGGUUCCUUUUGUCUUCACUUUCAUUUUCACUCAACAAUAUGCAACACAACAUUUCAGUUUCCUUAGUUUAGGAUCUUUACAAACUUAUUUUAGGGGUGAAUUACAGAUGCAUAUUAAUUUAUGAUUGGCUAAAAGUCAAUUAAACUUAAUUUGUGAGAAGUACGUAUCUGCCAGAAUCAGGUUCCAGCAAUUCAAGUGUAAUUACAUGUUAAAAACCAGCAUUUAUCUCCAAUACUCAGCGAGGAAACUGAAAAAUGAAGAAUUCUAAACAGAGUUUGGUGGAUCUGCUACACCAGCAGCUCAUCUGGUUCAAGAAGCCGGGGAUCAUGGGUAAUAUCCAUCUUUCAGUUGUGUCAGAGAUUAACAGGCUUUGUAUUUGUCUAUGUGAAAACAACUAAUUAAGAAAUCACCAUGUGUGGCUGCAGGGGGCGCUGUUGCUCCGUUAGAGUUACGUGUCGCUUAAAACUUUGGGCUGGAGACUGAAAUGCGAUUAUUGAUUUAAAAAAUGUGUCCAACAGGAUUUGCUCUUAUUUCUCCCCUCCAUGUCUUCCUCUAUCUUUCUACCUCCUCUAUCGGAGUUAUUUAUACCUUUUUAAUCCUUCUCUUCUUCUAAUCUGCCCCCCUUCGUUUUUCCUCUUCCUCUGUCCCCUGCGCUCUGUCCUCCUCUCCAUUCCACUGUUCCCUCUCCCCUGAGGUGAGCGGUAUUCUCAGGAAGGAGCCACAUGUACAGUUGCUAAACCAAGCAAAUAAAAACACUGUUAUCAUGAAGUA